Molecule: messenger RNA, 2757 nt
Organism: Sporothrix schenckii 1099-18
Lineage: Eukaryota; Fungi; Ascomycota; Sordariomycetes; Ophiostomatales; Ophiostomataceae
Exons: 2
Coding region: 1-2757 (918 amino acids)
Molecular function (GO): zinc ion binding; nucleic acid binding
Source: RefSeq, a predicted model, not a curated record
AUGGGCGACCGAGCGCCGGAACAGGACUCGUUUCGGAAUGAGCCUCAAUGCUACAAUUGCGGCAUCACCGGCCACCAGACAAUUGCAUGUCCGGAGCCAACCCGGGCCGUGCCAGCAGGCCUUGAAGCUCACCGCAAACGGCAGGCGUCCAAGGACUACAACGGCAUCAACCGUAGCAACAACAACAAUAACAACAGCCGCAACAGCAACAGCAACCGUGGCGGCCGCCAUAGUUUCAGCAACCACUCCGGCCCGGCUUCCUCGCAGAACCGGCACGCGAACGGCAUGGUCGUCACCCGCUACCCGCCGCCUCCGGGCCCCAACGGUCCGCACAUCACACACUACUCUCAACCAUCGCAGCCUCCACAGCCACCGCCGCCCAUGACACAAGCUCCCCCCCCUCCUCCGCCUCCGUCUCUUCCUCCACCUCCACCGCCACCCCCGUCCGGAGGCGGCGGUGCUCCGUCGUACCAUCAUCCGCCGCACCAUCCUCACCCAUCGCCAUAUCAUGCCCAGACGGGCACAGAGUCUUGGUCGUAUCCUCCACAGCCGUCGUCGUACAGUGGCGGCCAAUACACGCCGACCGGCGGUCCUCCGUCUGCACCGGCAUCGGCGCCGCCCGGCUUCCCAUCGUACGACUCGUACAACCAACAACACCAACAACACCAACAACACCACGGGCCGCCUUCUGGUCCGUCCUCUGCUGGAGGACCGCCGCCUCCGCAUGCACCAUACUACAACCAACAUUAUGGCCCACCGCAGGCCGACUACUUUCCUCAGGCUCCGCCAGGCGUGACUGGACCGCCGCCGCCACCGCCGCCAUCGUCACAAUAUGGCGCCCACAACUAUCAUCCGUCUCUCCCACCAUACCCUUCUCAGACGCAGCCACAGAAUGGCUAUCCUGGUAGUCAGUCUGGUCCACCAGGCUCCUUCCCGCCGCCGCCAGCUUUCCAUUCUUUGCCAGGAGGCGAUCCGGGCCAGUAUCCCGGCCCGGCUGUGUUGUCGGCACCCGCUGCUGUACCGGCAUUCCCACGUGGAAAUGGUGGAAACGGUGGAAACGGUGGAAGCGGUGCCAAUGGCAACAACUCGUGGCAUGCAAAUAAUUCCAACAACAAGCUUGGUGGGAGCAGUUUUGGCAACAAUUACAACAACCAGAACAAUCAGAGCAACCGUGGUAACCACCGUGGCGGUGGCUUUGCAAGAGGGCGCGGCGGCCGCGUGCCGAGUGGACAGUUUCACUCCAGCAGUACACCGGCUGCUGGCUCCCCGCCUACGACUGGUCUGGCCAUACCGAGCGGCCCAAGUAGUGGUAGUGGUGGUGGAAACACACCAAACGGUGCGAGUCAAGCGGAAAAGUCGCCAUCACAACCCGACACAAUCCACAAGCCAGCACUGCCACCAUCAAGCUCGAGCAUGGUGCACAAACUGCCGGAACGGCCACCAGGUAUGCCUGCCAAGCCGCCGACGCCCAUCUCCAUGUCCUAUAAGGGUGGAGGAAGGCCGAGUGCGUCGAGACACGAAGACAAGCCGUAUGAAUCGCCACGCACGCAUUCCGCCGCCGACCACCACGAUACGGGCGCAGGCCUCCACCAGAAGCGCGGCCGUGACGACUACUUUUCUGGAGCCGUAGACCGUGGCGAUGCCAAAAGGGCGCGCCCGUCACCGGCUUUUGGCUCACCCCAUAGCCACAACCAUAGUCAUAGUCAUAGCCACACCCACACCCACACCCAUCAGGGCCCCAUGACGCCAGCAUCACCCACAAGCGACCGCUUCGUCAACAACAUCCCGACAGGGCCACGAAAUGGUCCAAAAGGUCACGCGACCUUGCCGGGACCGAAUGGCCUCGCCUCCAAGCUGCCUAGUGGUUUGCCGGGUGGUGUACCCGCCAGUCUACCCGCGAACCCGGUCUGGGCCAAUCGAACAAUCAACAAUCGCAUCCUGAGCUAUGGCCAGAAGCCGGGAGCAUCCGGUCCACCUGGUCCAUCUGGUCCAUCCGGUCCAUCCGGAGUGCCUGGGCCGCCUGCGCCUUCAACCAGUUCCCACCACCACGGUCACAGCCACAGCCACGGCCACGGCAGCACAAACGGCACGAAAACGACCAGCAUCCCAACAGGCCCGCGCCUACUCUCGGCCGGCCCCGUCCCCAGCAGCCUUCCGUCCCGCCCUCCGCCGGUCCUAAAGGGCGUCGUUGGUGCCCAUGGCCGCAGCGCCAGCACCAGCGCCAGCCACAGUGGAGGCACACGCAGCCGCACCUACUCCCGCAGCCGGUCGCGGAGCCGGACUGUGCAGGCAGGCGACGACACCCACACCACCGACCGCGGCGGUCGGAGCCGGACACGCAGCCGGAGCCGGACGCGUAGUAGAAGUCUCGACCGCAGUCGGAGUCGGAGCCGGAGUCAGAGUCGGAGUCGAAGCCGCAGUCGCAGCAGUUCACCGCUCGACGACCUGGAACUGGCCAUGCUGGGUAUGGCGCCGUCGGCGGCCGACAGCGGCCACACACGACGCAACGGCAGCAGUGGCCGGCGGACCCGUCGUGGCAGUGUCGACAGCGAUUCGAGCGGCGGGCGAUCCCGCUCCCGGUCGAGGUCCCGGUCGAGGUCUCGCUCUCGCGACCGGUCGCGAAAUCGGGAGAGUGAUGACAGCGAUGACAGCAGAAGCCGUGCGAAGAAGCGGAUGCGCCAUGUCAAUGGACGCAUUCCCAAACGGCGGCAGCCCAAAGAGUCGUCCGUGUACAGGUCAGUCUUCCGUUUCUUUUGA